CAUAAAGUUGCGUCUGCGCUUUAAUAACAUUUAGAUUUUAAAACUUCAUAUAUACAAUUGAUAUUUCGAAGGUUAAUGGCUUCAAAGUGAUUAAAGUGUUUUAAAAAAAAUGUUACUUGAAACGUGGAAAUCAGCAGAUGAAAUUGUGAAAAAAGAAAUAAUAAAUUAUGGUAUUUUUUGUAAAAAAGCAACUGAAUACGCUAGUUGCGAAGUUAUUAUUGAAAAUAUAGAUGCUAUCAAUGCAUCUAUAGAAGAUUUGAGCAAAAAAUUUAAUUCAAAAAUUUUAAAUGGCAAAAAUAAAAAGAGAUUAAUUAUAGGUGAAGGAAAUUGUGAAAUAGAUCGUCAAAUUGAACGAGCACUUCAAAUGAUGAUGAUUUCGGAAAAAAGUUUAAUUACAUUAAAUAUAUUGCUUGAAGACAUUAAUUUGUAUGUUGUAUUUGAAAUAACAUUAACUGAAAUUCAACCAUAUAAACCAAUUUGGGAAUGGACACCAGAAGAAAAAUAUAAUAUAGCCUUAAAAUAUAAAGAAACUGGUGUAUAUUUAUUUAAAGAACAAAGAUGGGUGGAUGCAUUUUAUAGAUUUAGUAGAGCUUGCAAAAUUCUUAUAACAUUAGAACCAAUACGAGAUUUAGAAUUAGAUAAAGAAUUAGAAAAUAAUAUUAAUAAUUUAAGACUUGUAUUAUAUAAUAAUAUGGCUGGAUGUCAAUUAAAUCGUAAGAAUUAUGAAUAUACAAUAUCUUUAUGUAGUAAAGUUUUAUCUAAAGAAAGCAAUAAUGUUAAAGCAUUAUAUAGAAGAGGAGUUGCACAUGGAAGAUUAAAAGAUCUUGAAAAGGCUGUUCCUGAUUUAAAAAAUGCUAUUAAUUUAGAACCACAUAAUCAAACAAUAAAAGAACAAUAUUUACUAUAUAAUACAAAAUUGCAAGAGGCAAAUCAAAAAUUUGAAAAUAUGGUGAAGAGGAUGUUUAAAACUUAAAAUAAUAUUAAAUUUAU
Molecule: messenger RNA, 990 nt
Organism: Apis mellifera (honey bee)
Lineage: Eukaryota; Metazoa; Arthropoda; Insecta; Hymenoptera; Apidae
Product: 70 kDa peptidyl-prolyl isomerase-like
Exons: 2
Coding region: 110-973 (287 amino acids)
Molecular function (GO): protein binding
Source: RefSeq, a predicted model, not a curated record